Nerophis lumbriciformis (worm pipefish) is the source of this 5370-nucleotide messenger RNA. Its product is annotated as collectin-12-like. Gene Ontology annotation, biological process: protein transport to vacuole involved in ubiquitin-dependent protein catabolic process via the multivesicular body sorting pathway. Gene Ontology annotation, cellular component: ESCRT-0 complex. Gene Ontology annotation, molecular function: phosphatidylinositol binding; ubiquitin binding. The record is from RefSeq and is a predicted model, not a curated record. Lineage: Eukaryota; Metazoa; Chordata; Actinopteri; Syngnathiformes; Syngnathidae.
GUGCCAGUCGUGGCUUUUAUUGAAACCUAAAAAGUGUUUAUACUGUAAGUAUUGUGCUUAUUAACGUGCAUCUUAGUUGUAGUUUUCAUUAACACAUUUGGAGUCGUGUAAAUCGCCAUGUAAAAUUGCUAAUGCUGAUCUGGUAGCGUGUGGGGCGGUAUAGCUCGGUCGGUAGAGUGGCCGUGCCAGCAACUUGAGGGUUCCAGGUUCGAUCCCCCGCUUCUGCCAUCCUAGUCACUGCCGUUGUGUCCUUGGGCAAGACACUUUACCCACCUGCUCCCAGUGCCACACACACUGGUUUGAAUGUAACUUAGUUAUUGGCUUUCACUAUGUAAAGGCGCUUUGAGUCACUAGAGAAAAGCGCUAUAUAAAUAUAAUUCCCUUCACUAGAUGUAAAUCCAAUGUCAAUUAGCAUCAAUCUUGCACAUUUUGAAAAGUGGGGCCUUACUUUUGAAACAUCGUGGCUUUGUUGGCAUAGAAAACAACACCAUUACGAAUAGUCCACUACGAAUGUGCCUGUUUACCCGCCAAGUGUUUGAGCCGGCCGGACGUCAUGUCACAUGCAACAGAGUUAAUGAAAUAUGGCACUGUUUGAUUUUACUGUACUUAUGAAAGUACCACAUUUGGUACUAAUGUUGAGUGCAUAUUUCAUGAGCAAGUUUACUAUGGCGCCCUCUAGUGUUCAUAGGCUGCUAGUCCGAAUAAAUCCAAUACAGUUCAUAGUGGAGAUGGUUAGAACUGGUGCAACUUUGUUCAUAUGCAUAAUAUAUGUGAAUACAUUCAUGAACAAUAAACUUUACUUCUCGCUAAUGUCAGUGGUCCAGAAAAUGGAGGACGUCACAGAGGGGAUGCAGAAUUACGGCGGCAAAAUCAGCGCAGUGGAGACCGACUUGAAGAAACUUGAUUAUCAGACGGGGGAGAAGUCUGUGAACGCCAGCAGCGAAAUCAAGACGUUUAAGUCGGACCUGGAGACGCUGCACGGCCGGCUGAACGACAUUGCCGUCAGGACCAGCAAGAACCGGGACAUCCUAAGCGAACUGCAGGUGGCUGGAGACGACACGCAGGGCGUCCACUUUUCCCUGCAGGGUUUACUGACUGGCAACGCCGCCUCACUCCGCGGGGUCAACCAGACCUUGGCCUCCUACGUCAGCAUGCUUGGAGACCUCCAGACGGACACGGCGAGGCUCCAGUCUGAGAUCCAGGGCCAGGUGAAGGAGCAGAGCCAGGCCCUGGUGGGUAUCAGUGCUCUCAACAUCAGCCAGGUCCAGCAGCGCAAUCUGCUCAGCUCGCUGCAGAAGACGGUCGAAGACACGGGGCAGGCGGUGCAAAAACUCCAGAUGGGCUAUCAGACUUUGCAGCAAACCGCCAGACAAACUCGCACUGACAUUGACUGGCUGUCAGAGAAAGUCCAGAACCUCCAGGUCUUGGCGGCAAACAACUCCGCAUCGGCACGGUCCAACGACGAAGCCCUGGAAGAUUUAGGGUCGCAGCUGAGCACGCUGGCGAACCAAAUCCAGAACGCCUCCAUUCUCACUGAGGGCCACGAUCAGAGUCUACGAGAACUCAUGGACCACCAGCGGGACCACGACAAUGCCACCUCGUCCAAGUUUGACGUGAUGGAAACCCGCCUGGACAAGCACGAAAGCCGCAUGGACCGCGUGACCGGCAAUGUCAGCUUCGCCACACAGCUUCUCGGCACCAUCAGCUCGGACCUCAAUAGUCUAAGGUCAUGCGCUGAGACGGUCAUGCGCCACUCGGACCUCCUGGUGGAUCUGAGCAACAGCGUAAGGGAGGCUAAUAUUGAGAGCAGAGACCUGCGGUCCGAGCAGGAUAAGCUGGUGGCCAGGCUGGACAGCGAGGUCAACGACCUCGCUGCGGUGAUGGAGGAGAUGAAGCUGGUCGACAGCAAACACUCGCAACUCAUCACCAACUUCACCAUCCUCAAAGGGCCACCUGGUCCACGGGGCUACAAGGGGGACAAGGGACCCCAGGGCCAAGUUGGCUCCCCAGGUCAGAAGGGUGAUAAAGGAGACAAAGGGAUGCCAGGACUGGUGGGAACUAAAGGUGAAAGAGGUCCUCUCGGGCCACAAGGUGUGACAGGUCCAAAAGGCGGGCUUGGCCCACGAGGUCUCCCUGGGUCCAAAGGAGCGAGAGGGCCUGGGGGUCGACCCGGGACCCCUGGAGACAAAGGCGACCCUGGAGUUCAAGGGCUCCCAGGCAGAAAUGGAUUUCCAGGUGAACUAGGACCACAAGGACCACAAGGCCCCAGGGGAGAUGCUGGGCCCGCAGGCUUAGAGGGCCCACGUGGGUCUGUUGGACCUAUUGGUCCUCCUGGACUUCCUGGGUUACCUGCGGCAGUCCUUCCGCCUACAGUGGCUGCUAAAGCAACUCCUCAACCACAGGCAUCGAAGCAGCCUCCGACUUCAACUCCCGGUUGUCCGCCAGAGUUCAGGAGGUUUGCAGACAGCUGCUAUUUUUUCUCCUCGGCCUCUCAGAAGCUCAACUACGACGAAGCCAGCAUGUUUUGUUCUACUCGGGAGUCUCACUUGCUCAUUGUUAACAACGAUGAGGAGCAGGUGUUUGUGAAAAACGCUGUGACGGGAAAAGGUUCGUUCUGGCUGGGCCUCACCGACCGCGAGGAGGAGAACGUGUGGAAGUGGGUGGACGGAAGCACGCCCGUUUACACAAAAUGGAACCCGGGUCAGCCCGACAACUGGACACGUGGUCAUGCUCGCGGCGAGGACUGCGGGGGCAUCAAAAAUAACGGCAACUGGAACGAUUACUACUGCACUGAGCGCAUCGGCUUCAUCUGUGAACGCGCCGCCAGCUGUCAAUGUUCGCCGUCUCCAAUUGUGUGGCUAAAAUGCAUUUUAACCGCAUUAAAUAAUAAGUACGGGCCGAUAAAGAUAACAAAAACAAACGUUGACAUAUUCCGUGCCGUGCUGUGCGCUCCAGCGAUGCCUCUCUUCACGACGAACCCAUUUGACCAAGAUGUUGAGAAAGCAACCAGUGAGAUGAACACAGCCGAGGAUUGGGGCCUCAUCUUGGACCUAUGCGAUAAGAUAGGACAGCAGCGCACUGGGCCGAAAGAAUGCCUGCGCUCCAUCAUGAGAAGAGUGAAUCACAAGGACCCCCAUGUAGCCAUGCAGGCGCUCACGCUUCUGGGUGCAUGCGUCUCCAACUGUGGCAAGAUCUUCCACCUGGAGGUGUGCUCCAGAGAGUUUGCCAGUGAAGUCAGUAACGUCCUAAACAAGGGCCACCCUAAAGUGUGUGAGAAGCUGAAGGCACUGAUGGUGGAGUGGGCAGAGGACUUCCGCAGUGACCCCCAACUCAGUUUGAUCUCGGCUAUGAUCAAAAAUCUACGAGAGCAAGGAGUUACCUUCCCUGCUGUGGGCUCGCAGGCUGCAGAACAAGCUAAAGCCAGUCCUGCAUUAGUGGCAAAGGAUCCUGCAAAUUCCUCAAACAAGAAAGAAGAAGAAGACUUGGCCAAAGCUAUUGAGCUGUCCUUGAAGGAGCAGAGACCUCAGACGUCCUUGUCCAGCCUCUACCCCAACACCUCUACCCUGCUGCCCUCACACAAGUCUGACGGCAGGAAGGUCCGCGCCAUUUACGACUUUGAGGCCGCAGAGGACAACGAGCUCACCUUCAAGUCGGGGGAGAUCAUCACUAUCCUAGAUGACAGUGACCCCAACUGGUGGAAGGGGGAGACGUAUCAAGGGGUGGGGCUGUUCCCCUCCAACUUUGUCACUGCUGAUCUCACCGCGGAGCCUGAGAUGAUGAAGACGGAGAAGAAGACGGUGCAGUUUAGCGAAGACGUUCAAGUGGAGACCAUCGAGCCUGAACACGAGCCCGUUUUUAUUGAAGAGGACAAGAUGGAUCAACUCUUGCAAAUGAUCCAGAGUGCAGACCCCACAGACAACCAAUCAGACAGUGUUGAGUUGCUGCAGCUGGAAGGUGCCUGCAAUCAAAUGGGACCGCUCAUCGACCAGAAACUGGAGGACAUUGACAGGAAGCACUCUGAGCUGUCUGACCUCAACGUGAAGGUGAUGGAGGCGCUGUCGAUGUACGCCAAGCUGAUGAAUGAAGAUCCCGUAUACGCAAUGUACGCUAAGCUGCAGAGUCAGCAGUAUUACAUGCAGCAGCAACAGCCACCUGUCUCAACGCAGCAGGUGUAUCCUGGUGCGGCAUCGGGCUCGUACGCCUUGAGUGGCGGCAGCGUUCAAGGCUACAAUGUGGAUCAGAUGCAAGCUGGAACGCCGAUACCUGGACAAGCUGCCCCCAGCGACGUUCACAUGUACAUGGGUCAGCCGCCCGUCUACGCUGGCCCCGCCCCCGGCAGCAUGACCCCUGCAGACGCCCACGCCUACCAGGGUGGCCCGGCCGGCCCCCUGCCCGCCAUGACGCAGGCUCCCGGCUACAGCGCCCCCUCUGGCCACAACGUGAUGACAUCUGCAGAGCUGCCAGCGCAGGUUUCUUACUCCGAGAAGGCGUUGCUAUAGUGACAGCAAACGCCAGAGCAGUGCGACGUCUUAUAUGUCUUUAUUCCCUCUAACAUGAAAGGAACAAAAGUGAAGGUGAUCUUUGCUUAGUUGCACUUCUGUUGUGUUGUUGAUCAACAUGUAAGUAGAAACAAGCUCUGUGUUCAUGCCCAGCUCUCAUCUUCACUACUGUGCUAAACUACCACACACUCACCUUUCUCGACAACUUUUACUCCAAGUACUGAAAACUGACGACACUUUCUGUUGUUUCGGGAGGCAAAGCAUGCACAUGGCUCUUGUAUAUUUUAUUGAACUCAAGGCCGGCUGAUGACCUCACGUUAGUACAGUGUUUAGCGGCGGUCGCCAUGGCAACUGGAGCCAACGCAGAACAAGUGGAAAAGGAAACCUGUAAAGCAUCUCCUGUUUUUGUAGAGUCAUUUUAAUUUAUGUAUUAUAAUUUUGACGCUGUUUUGUAAACAUGGACAAGAUGUAAGUAUUCUCACAGGGAAGUUGUACAUUUUAAAGGCGCUCGUCGUGCAUUUCAAAGUUGCCUCGCACUAAAACACGUUCAUUACUUCCGACAAACACUACUUCCUGUCGUUAGUGUUCAAUUGAGGGAGCAUUUUAAUCUGAUUUGAAGUCAGUUUAAUUUCACUCCUCAAAAGAUGAUUUUAUACCCCGUUUUAAUUUCAAAUGAAGUUCACUUUCGGUCUCUUGCAGCGUUGGACUGUAGGCCCAAGUGAAGGUGCAGCAUAGAUUAUUAUUAUUAUUAUUAGUAUUGUUGUUAUUAUUAUUGAAAGUUUUCAUGUCAAAUGUGUAUCCUGCUCUCUUUUAAUCGUACUCAUCAGUUGAUAUUCACAAUAAAAGAAACCAGGGCAAAUGUACACAACAA